CUUAUCCCUACUACUUGAAUGAUUAUUUGUCUGAUCUUGCUAUUAUUGUCGUCUAAGAGAACUAAAACGAGGUCUAGUUUUUAUAAUCAGUAAUCAUGACACACAUUUAUCAUCAUGCAAAGUUUAGAUGGACAGAAAAUUUGACUUUGAGAUUUAUACGAUUGCGAAAAGAAAAUGGUAAAUUAUUUACUGGACGAAAGUAUUCAGCCCAAGCCGGUUGGGAACAUAUAUUGGGACAAAUGAAAAGCGAGUUUCCGACGAUAAUGGCCGACGUUCAUUAUAGAGUUUUAAAGAAGAAAUGGUCAAACCUACUGCAGCAGUACAAAGAGCUAAAGAAUCCAGUUCACGGAGAUAAGAACAAUGCGGAUGACGUUUCCUGGCCGUUCUACAGCGCACUUGAUGAAAUAGUUACCAGUAGUAAAACUACUCAGUUCAAUAAAAAAAUUAUUGACCAAGACAGCCAACAAGUUGAUCCUCAUGAAUUCCUAUGCGUCUCUGUAAGUUCAUCAGACGACCAGUCUCUAGACAAAAUUUCUCCAUGUUCUCCAAAAAGUUCAUCAAGAUCAAGUAAAAUAAUGAAUUCAAACUUACCGCCAGACGUCACAACCAUAUCUCGGAAACGUAUUAGAGAAUCUCCUUCAGUUGACGAAAGUCAGCUACCUCAAGCGCCAUUAAACUUUCGGAGCAACACAUAUGGAGUUAAAACAAAAAUUGAAAUGACGCCGUUAGUCAAUGUCAGAGACGUAACCAAGUUAAGGCGUAAAAUUACGGAAAAUCAUUCUCGAGUUCCCCAACAGCAGCAUCAGCAACGACAGCAGCUGCAUAUUAUUCGUACAGCAGUGAAUCAAGUUAAGAGGGCAAACCAGUCUCUUGACAGAGAACACAACACGAGACUUAAAAGAGUCUGCAAGACCUUGACUUCAGUCCAACGAAAUCAAACAUAUCCUCCAAUGUCCACGUCAUCAAUGUUAAAUGUCAAUGAAAAUCAUCACAGCGAAUUGAUAAGAAAAUUAAAUGAAUUCUUUGUUUACACCAAAAGACGUGACGAAGAAAAUCGUAUUAUUCUGAUAAGAAUUCUCGAGUCAGUUGAAAAAAUAGCCAGCAAAAUUGAUUAGUAACAUUAAAUAUAUUUAAUGUUUUAUAAAUUAUAUAUGGAAAUUUAAUUUAACAUUUACCUUAGAGUGAUUCAAUAGAGCCUCAGGUAGCAUUAAUUACCGAGGGUUCAUUUUUUUCCUUUCUUUCUUUCUUAUUAAUUUUAACAUCAAACGCGAAGCCAACGAGUGCGUGUUACCGUUUACACAGAGUCAACACUCGACACACCAACAACAUCGACAUGUGUGAAUAUACAUGGAUGUUUAUUAUGAAUGUGAUAUGUACUGAUGUAUAUUAAUGUAUGUGGUGUAAAAUAUAUAUGUAUAUAUACGAGGGGAGCGUGGAAGCGUGCACGUGGCUUACAUCUGCUUCUCAGCUUCUCCACGUUCGACGGGUGACCCUUUGCUGACCCUUACCAAGUACCAAUAAUUAACUGUACUGUGAGGGCACAACCAGCACAAGUUUUAGUUGUCUUGAGAGCGAUAUGAGUGUGGAGCGCAUUCGUGCGCAUACUGUUUGCUGGUGUGCUUACGUCACACACAAUCUCCUCUCGCGCUCUCACGAUUCUCUUAUUAUUAUUAUACAUAUUACACCCAUAUGAUUUACAUUACUGAAUUCAAAUAUUCAAUUUACUUUUGAAUAAAAUAUCAAUAUCAUUAUCGUAAUAAUCAUAAAUAAUACUAAUGACUAGGGAG
This is a messenger RNA of Microplitis demolitor, 1787 nucleotides long. RefSeq lists its product as uncharacterized. The record is from RefSeq and is a predicted model, not a curated record. The coding region runs from base 96 to 1115 and encodes 339 amino acids. Lineage: Eukaryota; Metazoa; Arthropoda; Insecta; Hymenoptera; Braconidae. The transcript has 6 exons.